This is a messenger RNA of Acanthopagrus latus (yellowfin seabream), 1212 nucleotides long. It is a transcript of the gene zar1, whose product is annotated as zygote arrest 1. Gene Ontology annotation, biological process: translation. The record is from RefSeq and is a predicted model, not a curated record. Bases 33 to 1016 code for a protein of 327 amino acids. The transcript is spliced from 4 exons. Gene Ontology annotation, cellular component: cytoplasm. Gene Ontology annotation, molecular function: mRNA base-pairing post-transcriptional repressor activity. Lineage: Eukaryota; Metazoa; Chordata; Actinopteri; Spariformes; Sparidae.
UACACCUACUCACCUUGGUUGGUUGAACCACAAUGGCGACGUAUGGUGACGAGCCAGUCGACAGCUAUUUCUACUCAUCUUACAACCCCUACACGGGCAGAUAUCCCCGGGCUAAAGACACGGGCUGGAAGUAUAAAAGUUACCUCUCCCACUAUGGCGACACAGCGGAGGCCUUCAACAACCACCAGCGCGCCCAGCUCAAGUCCAUCUUAUCUCAGAUCAAUCCAAAGCUCACCCCGAGGCUCCGGAAGGCCAACACUAAAGAUGUGGCGGUGCAGGUGAACCCGAAGAGAGACGCCUCGGCGCAGUGCUCCCUCGGCCCGCGGAGACUCCAGGCCCUGAAGGGGGAACUCUGGCGCAAAGGGAGGCAGGAGCCCGCGGCCCCCGGCAGCCCCAAGGCGGCCGGCGGCGUGCGGUACCCCCGCACCCUCGCCGUGUACUCACCCAUCGCCUACAGGUGCGUCACCUCCUUCCUGGUCGACGAGAACAACAACAACAACGACAACGAGGAGGCCUCCUGCGGGGAGGCGGCGGCCGGAGAGCCGCCCGGGACGAAGAGCGACGAAAACCGGGCUGGUGAGGAGGGAAAGACCGCGAAGGUCCCAGACAAACGUAACAAAACAAAGUUCAAGCAGCAGAUGGUCAGUGAAAACACGGAGCCGGCCACCGAGGGGUCAAAGGGCAGGGCGCGCGUGCGCUUCCAGUUUCUGGAGCAGAAGUACGGAUAUUAUCACUGCCGAGAAUGCAAUCUGCGAUGGGAGAGCGCCUACGUUUGGUGCGUUCAGGGCACCAACAAGGUUUACUUCAAACAGUACUGUAGGAAAUGCCAAAAGGAGUUUAACCCAUACCGUGUUGAAGACAUCACAUGUCACACUUGCAACAAAGCACGUUGUUCCUGCGCAGUGACACAACGCCACGUUGACCCCAAGCGGCCCCACAGACAGGACUUGUGCGGCAGAUGCAAAGGCAAGCGGCUGUCCUGCGAGAGCACGUUCAGCUUCAAAUACAUCGUCUAGGAGACCUCUCGUCUGAACUCUGCCCUGUAACACAUCGGUACAUGUCCUGUGGGGACAUCUUCAACCCUACGCCAUUGUAUUUGCAGAUGCAAUACACACACUUGUUUCAAAUCUUAGUUUCAUGCCUGUUUUUGUGUUGAUGAAAUUUGAUGGUAAGCAUCACACACUUGACAAUGUAAUAAAUGGUUACCCUGCA